AUGGAUCCAUUCUCAGCAGAGGGCGAGCUUCUUAACUUGCACAAUCAUUUCCACCAAGGUCAAUAUCAGGAAGCCAUUGAUUUCGAUACCAGUGCCCUUUCUCCAGAGAAUGCACUCCCAGCGCGGGUUAUAUCACUAAGAGCUCAAAUUGCACUCGGACAUGCUGAAGAUGUUCUCGCAGACGUACAAGGAGAAGAUGCCGUCGAAUUAAAAGCUGUCGGAGCUCUAGCCGUGUUUGUGAGCGAGGAUGAAGAUAGGGGCGUCCAGAUGAUUUCAAAAUUGGCCGAGGACUCGAGCGACAAUGCGACAGUGCAGGUAUUGGGUGGAACAGUUCUACAAGCUGCGGGAAAGAGCGAGGAAGCUCUGCAGUUGUUGGGACUGCACCAGGGGAACCUUGAGGCGGUGGCUCUCAUUGUUCAAAUUCAUCUAGAACAAAACCGUACCGAUUUGGCUAUCAAGGAAGUUCAACAAGCUAGGAGAUGGGCUCAAGAUAGUCUGUUGGUUAACUUGGCAGAGUCCUGGGUGGGACUUAGAGUUGGCGGAGAGAAAUACCAGCAAGCAUUCUAUGUCUUUGAAGAACUCGCACAAGCUCCAUCAACAUCCUCAACACAAAGUCUUGUCGCGCAAGCAAUCGCAGAAAUACAUCUAGGAAGAUUGGAGGAAGCAGAAGCAGCAUUAGAUCAAGCUUUCAGCAAGGACCCCGAGAAUGCUGAAGUCCUUGCAAACAAAGUCGUCUUGAACACAAUCUCGGGGAAGGAAUCCAGUGAUUUGUUAAGUUCAUUAGGAAGCACAGCACCAGAACACGCAUUCUUGAAGGACUUGGAGGAGAAGAACUCCCUCUUCGACAAGGCUGCCACGAAAUACUCUCCCAAGGUCGCCGCCGCAUAA
Messenger RNA from Botrytis deweyae, 888 nucleotides. RefSeq lists its product as uncharacterized. NCBI's taxonomy places the organism in Eukaryota, Fungi, Ascomycota, Leotiomycetes, Helotiales, Sclerotiniaceae. The transcript is spliced from 4 exons. The record is from RefSeq and is a predicted model, not a curated record. Gene Ontology annotation, molecular function: protein binding; structural molecule activity. The coding region runs from base 1 to 888 and encodes 295 amino acids. Gene Ontology annotation, biological process: retrograde vesicle-mediated transport, Golgi to endoplasmic reticulum; intra-Golgi vesicle-mediated transport; endoplasmic reticulum to Golgi vesicle-mediated transport. Gene Ontology annotation, cellular component: COPI vesicle coat.